CAUUCCUCCAAGCUCAACCAUCAAACAUCACUGUCAUCUCUCUAUCAAAAAGUCAAUCGUUUGCCAAACAUGGACCACUACAGUCAAACAGCUGCCAGGCCUUAUGCCGCUCAUAGCAACCCGGUCCCAUCUCAACCGGAGCAACAGCUUCCAUCUAUUCGAGAUGUCAUCCCUCCCCCACGUUCAAACACUCUCGAGUCCCAUGGCCCAGAGGUGCCUUCGCACUCAAGGCCCAUGAUGGUGCCAUAUCUCAGCUCUCAGCCCACCACGGGCAUGGGCGUGGCAAAUGUACCAGCACCGGUUCAACCUCAGUCCAGUCCCAUGGCAUACACGACCGAAGCGCCGAGCCAGAUGCACAUGAGCGGAAUCCCAGCUGCUCACCACCAAUUACAAACACCUGCAAGAAGUGCAGCGGAGUACAGCUCGCCAUGGUCAACAUCAUCAACAUACACCGAAACCGCUGUCCCAAUGAGUGCCGGACCUACUCUUCCCACACAAGCACAAUCAUUCGGCGGGAUUAGUCAGCCAAUGAUCCCCUCCGACACCCAAGACAGCGUCUACUCAUCGGCCUACUCCCUCAACAGACAGCCUCACGACAGCCCGGACUCGUAUUCAAGAUGGAGGGCACCCGAGGCAGUGCAGUCAACUCCCAGAUAUAACCCAUAUAUCAUGUCCGACAGGUCAUACAACCCACCCCUUGACUUCAACCGCUACGGCCAGUCUUACGACCAGUACCGGAGCCCUCUGGGUUAUGAAGGAGGAUAUCCCCGUUCCCUAGAGACUUCACCCUACCACAUGAAGUACGCUAGCCAAUUGUUGUCCUACCCUAUGAUGGGUUAUCCCUCCCACGGCAAUGGUCGACGACGAAGAGGCAAUCUGCCCAAGCCCAUCACGGACAUCCUCCGACUUUGGCUGCAAGAGCAUCUCGACCACCCCUACCCAAGUGACGAGCAGAAGCAAAUAUUUAUCCAACGUACUGGUUUGACCAUCAGUCAGAUCAGCAACUGGUUUAUCAAUGCUCGUCGUCGGCAGUUGCCGGCGCUUAAACUCAAGCGGGAAAGGUCUAAGGCCAUUCAAAGCCGGGCUUGAGUUACGACGCCAUUUGAUUUUGCUAUGAUUUAGAACGAUUUUUCUUGAUGAUGAAAUGGGAUAUUAUGACAAUGGGAUGGAAUUACCCCAGGGCUUACAAGGAAAGGGUUUUUUGGUUGGGUUCCAGGUUUGAAGAGAUGUCAAAGCUACAAUUGUACCAAUACCGAAAGAUGGUCUCGCUUUUGCAGUCUGCACAUGCCUUUCGUGCUAACAUGGGGCCUAAUGUUGCCGAGGCGCAUUUUUUUCAUGAACGAUACUUUGAUGUUUCUUGCUUCGAAAGAAAACAGGUCUUGGGGUCCAACAGUACUGUUAAGGCAAAGACAAAAACAAAACGUGGGCGUGGGCAAAGCACGAAGAGCUUGGUGGAUGAUUAUCAUCCAGUGUUACUUGUACAACAAUAAGAUCACAGCAGCAGCAGCGCAAGAAGCAAAUUAUGAUAACUUGAU
This is a messenger RNA of Exophiala viscosa, 1535 nucleotides long. Its product is annotated as homeobox KN domain-containing protein. Gene Ontology annotation, biological process: regulation of transcription by RNA polymerase II. The record is from RefSeq and is a predicted model, not a curated record. Gene Ontology annotation, molecular function: RNA polymerase II cis-regulatory region sequence-specific DNA binding. NCBI's taxonomy places the organism in Eukaryota, Fungi, Ascomycota, Eurotiomycetes, Chaetothyriales, Herpotrichiellaceae. Bases 70 to 1089 code for a protein of 339 amino acids. The transcript has 3 exons.